AUGGCCCUUGAGAAGCUCAAGCCAUCGGACCCGCGGGCCACGCACCACAAGGUGACGGUCAACGGACGGACCUACCACUACCGGCUGGUACAGCCACCGAAUGGACGGACACCCACGGGCACGAUUGUGCUGAUCCACGGGUUCCCCGACCUCGGUCUUGCCUGGCGGAACCAGGUACCGGUCCUGGCCGAGGAGCUGGGCCUGCAGGUGAUUGUGCCGGACAUGCUUGGCUACGGCGGGACAGACGCGCCGGACGAGAUCGAGGCGUACCGGCAGAAGAGCAUGUGCAGCGACCUGGUUGCGCUGGUGGACCACGUGGGCGUUGUGGGCAACGACAGCGAGGACGACAAGCGCUUCUUUGUCGGCGGUCACGACUGGGGUGGAGCGAUGACCUGGCGGAUGGCGCUGUGGCACGGAGACCGGCUGCGUGGCCUCUUCAGCGUCUGCACGCCCUUCUUUCCGCCGGCGACGGGGGCGUUUAUGCCGCUGACGGAACGCGUCAAGGUGCUGCCCAACUUCCAGUACCAGCUGCAAUUUGCUGGCGACGAGCUCUGGCGCGCGGUCGAGGGCGAGACCAAGACCCGUCAGCUGCUCGACUGCAUCUACUUUGGCGCCAACGAAAAAAAGGUCGACGGUAAGCCGCGACACUGCUUCUCGACCGAGCGCGGCUUCGACAUUCCUCGGCUGGCCGACAUGGGCCCGACACCGCUGCUGAACACGGAGGAGAUUGAGUACUACACCCGCGAGAUCGCCCGGCACGGCCUCCGCGGGCCCACGAACUGGUACCGCACGUCGCAGCUCGACUAUGAGGAUGAGCGCGUGCUCAUCAAGGGUCCGCACGGCGUCGACAAGCUGACCAUGCCGGCGCUCAUGAUCACGGCCGAGGCCGACGCGGCCCUGCCGCCUACCCUGACCGCCAACAUGGACAACUAUAUCGUGAACCUCACCAAGGGCAACGUGCCCGGCGGCCACUGGGCGCUGUGGGAGGCGAGCGAGGGCGUGAACAGCUACAUCAAGAGCUUCCUGGCGCCGCUGCUGAGCACGAACAAGGCGUCGAUCUGA
Grosmannia clavigera kw1407 is the source of this 1062-nucleotide messenger RNA. RefSeq names its product epoxide hydrolase. Lineage: Eukaryota; Fungi; Ascomycota; Sordariomycetes; Ophiostomatales; Ophiostomataceae. The transcript has a single exon. Gene Ontology annotation, molecular function: hydrolase activity. The coding region runs from base 1 to 1062 and encodes 353 amino acids. The record is from RefSeq and is a predicted model, not a curated record.